UUAACAGUUUCAUAAAAUGCAUUAAUUUUACUAAAGCCUUUGAUGAAGGACAGUUGGCACGCAAGCUAAUGUAAAAAGCAAUAAAUCUUUCUCUAUUCUACGUGAAGUGCCAAAGAGAAAUCAUGACGUGCACUUAUCAGAGCAUCAGAAUGUUUCGCUUCCAGAAAACCUUUACUAUUUUUUCUACAAAAUACCUCGUAAACCUCAUAGAGUAAAAAAUCAUUAUAAAAAAGUGACAAUUGAGCUUGUUCAAUAAUCGAGUAUUUGCCUAACAAAAAAAAUUUACUCCUACACGAUUGAAUAGGUCUCCUGUAAGAAAGAAUUUUGAAUCUAAUCGAAUGGUAAAUUAUUCAAACAAUUAUGUAAGUUUAAUUUUCACUCUUCAAUAUUCAAAGACUACACAUGGAAUUUAAUAAUAGAGUACGUUUCAGGCGAGGUUUCAGGGCUCUGUGUAUUAUAAAUGUACAUUGUAAAUGCAUGUACUCCCACUUUACUCUCGAACAAUAAAAACUAAGAAACACGCCAAACGCAGUUGCAUCGCCAUUCCCACGCAUGUGCAAUGAUAUUAUGUAUGGAAAUACAUAUGGAAGGGAUUUCUUGCGCUAUUUCGAGAUAAUCUAACGAAAAGUUUCAGUAUAUCCUGUAUCGCUUCUGAUGAGCUCUAAUGUAAUCACAAUAUCUUGCUUGCAAAACACGUCGCUUAACAAGAAGAUACGUUGACGAAAAUGGAAGAAAAUGUCCAAGUGCAAGUUCAAGACAAUUCGCCCACGAUAGAUCACAUCUUGCGUCCAAUAUCGUACACUUCCUGGCUCUUCGGCGUCGGAGUUGCUCGUCCGCGAGAGUACUCCAGGGCUAUAACAAUAAUCGUACGUUUUGUUCAUCUGGUCGCAUGUACCGUUUACAUGGUGUACGGUAUAACACGCAUCAUCCUUUUUGGCAGUGCCGUCACUGACACCGACAUAAUGAAGUUUACAUACUCAAUGUGCAUGAUGACGCUCUUUGUAUCGUCGUAUUAUAACAUUUAUUUUGGGAUCAGGCACUACGACAAGUGGCCGAAGCUGAUGGACAGAAUAAAGGAGCUUGAUCAGGAGAUCAGGAACGAAACAUCUAUAAAUAAUCAGCCUGUAAAAAUUGUAGAAGCGCUAGCGAUUGUGACGACGUUUGUUUGGUGUCCUUUGUUUCAAAUUGCGCACGUCCUGAUUUACAACCAUACAAAUCCGGAGAACAUUAACGUGUCUGACAUUCUGUUUUAUUACAUGGUAGCUCAGUCCUUGAUUAACAACUUCGUUUUCGAUAUUGUUGUCUAUUUGCUUUAUUAUAGAUUCCGAACAAUAAAUAACGUGAUCUGUCGAAUCAAGUUUAAUAAGCUGUCUGAUGCGUCACGGAUCGUGUUCAAGAUUAAACGCAUCAGAAAAUUGCAUAAUAGUAUUUGUCAUCUGGUCAACAUGGUAAACGAUAUUCACGGCUACCACCUCCUUUUUUGUUCGGCGAACUGCUUCUGCAUGAUUGUGACUACUUUAUUCAUAAUUUACACAAAUAUUGUGCGGAAAAACUACGCGUAUAUAUGUGUAAAUAACAUCGUUUGGAUACAGUAUGCCGUGCAAUUUGGCUUGAUGUGUUGGAUUUGCUCACUUACGCGUCAAGAAUCUGACAAGAUUGGAGAAUCUUUAUGCGAAAUUGUACUAAAUUCUAAACCCAUGAGUCUUGAUAAGGUAAACGAGGCAGGGAAUAAAUCUAGUCUAGAGAUGCGCUCGCUAUUUGUAGACAGCGAACAAAGUUCUAAUAGGUGCUGCAGUCACAAUCGGAAUUACGUCGCCUUGGAAAAACUUUUGCGUAAAAACAUGGACCGAGAUUCUAUCAGAAACGAAAUCAAUGAUUUUAUAAUUCAGCUGCAACAAUAUCGAGUAACAUUUACGGCUCGCGAUUUCUUUAAAAUGAACAAUGGCCUGUUCACUAAAUUUGUCGAGUUUGUCAUCACUUAUCUUGUAAUCUUCAUUCAAUUUUAUCAACCACCCGAAGAUACAACCGAAGUAAAACGUCCAAUGAAAAUAUUUUAAAAUGCCAAAAUUUUUUGCAUUAUAUUUCCAUUACGUACUGACUAUAAUAGUUUUUUUUCAUACUGGAAUUUAAUAAUAAAAAGAAAUAAAUUAUUAUAAAUAGAGAACAUCAACCCAUAUGUGAUAAUGCAAAUAUUAAACAAUAAACCUUAUAAAUCAUAGCUAGAUCUUAGUGUUGAUAUUUAUUGUCUGAUUUUAUAUACAUUUUCAAGCUCACGAAACUGUGCGUCGAAUAACUUUUUGGUUUAGAAACAUAGAUUUAACUAUAAGUUGAACAAGAAAUAGUAAUAUCACAAUAUUAAAUAUUUAAAAAUUAGUUUAAUAAUAUGGAUGCUAACAAGCAUAUAAAUGUUAGAACCUCCCGCCCUGAAAAACUGUAAAGAAUUUGUUGCGAAAAAUAACAGCCAAGGAUUAAACCUGUGACUUCUCGACUUUCUGAGGCGGGAAUCUUAGCCAAUUCAACACUGAGGCCAAAAAGGAAUAAAUCUGAUAAAAUUAUUAUCAAGAUUUGAUAAUAAAAUGUUUGUAACUAUUUUUGACGACUUUUGACUUUUAGGUUAAAGAGAAAAUAACAAUAUUACAAAAAGUGGCCAACAAAUAGAAAAUUAAAGCACAGUAAAUGAGUGAAUUAAUGACAAAAUAGUUUAAUAAUAACUUUAGAAUAGAAAAAAUAAGUUGUUCACUUUUAGUUUAUUUUCAUGAGUUUACACGUGGAAGUUUUAAUGUACACCGAUAUUAAAGUAUAGGGAUUGUUAAUAAAAAAAUAAUAUAAAAUUACUAACAGGCAAUAAUAAUAUAAUUACUAACAAAAAUGUUAUUUUAUAAUGAGGAAUUAUCGAAUAUAGAGGAUAAAACAAGUUGUAGAUCUAAAAAAAAUUUUACAUAUAUAUAUAUAUAUAUAUAUAUAUAUAUAUAUAUAUAUAUAUAUAUAUACGUAUGUAUAUUGGAAAGCGUUCAAAUAACCUAUUUUAUUAUUCUUGGAAGAUUGCCCGACAUUUUUUAGAUAAAUAAACAUUUUUCAUGAAUGUAUGGCCUUUCAACAUAACUGCAAAGAUUUUAAAGGUGUCUGUUUUAGUCAUUUUUAGACUUUCUCCGUCCCUUCUUCACAUUUGUAUGUGUCAAACAUAAUAAAUGUCUAUUUUAUUUGAUUUGGAAAAUUUCCUAAAACUGUGUUACGUUUACGGUGAGCAACUAAUGGCUCGCAAUCUAAUGUUGCAGAAAUUUUAUUGUUACUUGUAAAUCAAUGCAGUCAAUAAAAUUAUUAUUAUGAUUAUUAUUAUUAAAUUCCAAAGUGUUAUUUCGUUGUUUAUUUUUAUAUGCAUGAAAACAAAUUUACACGCUUUUCAAAAUAUUUCACAUUCAAAAAAUCCUCACUUUGUUUUCUGCAAAAUAUAUUGGAACCUUGUAAUCAGUACAUUCCAGAAUUCUUUACCUCGUUAUCUAAACGCAACACUUGUCAUUCUCUUGUUCGUGUGAUAAUUCUUAAUAGAUUACGUCUUGUCUAGUUUAUAAAUUAAAUAUUAUAUUAAGUCAUAUUUAUAAAAUAAAAAUAAUUUAUUUUUUAA
Messenger RNA from Solenopsis invicta (red fire ant), 3622 nucleotides. RefSeq lists its product as uncharacterized. Gene Ontology annotation, biological process: sensory perception of taste. Gene Ontology annotation, cellular component: axon; dendrite; membrane. The record is from RefSeq and is a predicted model, not a curated record. The transcript has 3 exons. The coding region runs from base 726 to 2057 and encodes 443 amino acids. Lineage: Eukaryota; Metazoa; Arthropoda; Insecta; Hymenoptera; Formicidae.